GACAGGAUGUUCAUAAUAUACUUCCCUUGUUCUAAAAAACAUCGUCACUUCCAUUCCUUUACAUUUGCUAGUUGCUACCUAAAAAACAAAACAAAUUAAAGAUUUUUCUUUGAGUGAAAUUAUAAUUAAAAUCAACAGAUAAAAGGAAGUGAAAGGUUGAGAGGAAACCAUGGUUCAUUUGCUAGCUAGCUAUCUCUGUAUUCUCAGGUUUCAAGUCUCAUCUAUCCUCCACUUCUACAUUUAAAACACUACAAAACAUACAGCUUCAUCGAUCCGGCCAUAUAUACAAACCCACAUCUCAUCUUCAUUAGGAUAAAGCCCAUCAUCUUCAAUCCCAUUCACCAAUAUCCAUCCGACGCUUGUUAGCAAACACCAUCUUUAGCGUUGCCUGAACUACAUCCCUUCUGCUCCAAUAAUAAUAAUCAAACUCCUCCAUCUCCAUGCACGUAGAUCGAGCCAGAGUGGUAGCUUAUUAAUCAAAGAAAUUAAAGCUAGCAUCGAUCGAUAUCGAUCCCCCUACUGGGCUACUGGCUACUUUAUAUAAGCGCCAUGAAGACUGAAAGAAGAGGUAACUCGAUGCCGGUCUCCCUACCAGCAAAUCAUGGCAUCUUCAACAACCGUCAAGACUCUCUAUCAGGCGCGCUUAAAGGAUGCCUCGGCAGCCUAGAUGGAGCUUGUAUAGAGAAGCUUCUCCUUCACUGUGCAGGUGCCAUAGAGAGCGACGAUGUGACCCUAGCUCAGCAAGUGAUGUGGGUGCUCAACAACGUGGCUUCCUCAGUAGGUGACCCUAAUCAAAGGCUUACCUCAUGGUUCUUAAGGGCACUUAUCUGCAGGGUCUCUAGGAUUUGCCCUGCAGCCAUGAAUUUUCAUGGCACAACAACGCUUCAGAGGAUUCAGACGAGAUCGAUGACCGUGACCCAGUUAGCAGGGUACGUCGAUCUCAUCCCCUGGCACAGGUUUGGUUUUCGUGCAUCGAAUAGUUGUAUCUUCAAGGCAGUGGAGGGGUUCCCAAGAGUUCAUAUCUUGGAUUUUAGCAUCACGCAUUGCAUGCAGUGGCCUACACUCAUCGACGCCUUGGCAAAAAGGCCUGAAGGUCCUCCCUCGGUCCGAAUCACUGUGCCGUCCUGUAGACCGCCGGUCCCUCCCUUGCUUAAUGUGUCGAGCGAUGAAGUUGGUCUCCGUUUGGCGAAUUUUGCCAAGUCCAGGGACGUCCCCUUUGAAUUCCAUGUGAUUAAGGGCUCGUCUUCAUGCAUAAAUGCUUCUGAUGAUCAUCAUGAUCAUAUUUCUUUGGGUGAGUACUCCUCCUCCAACUCCAAUUUUCACCUUGAAUCGCUCAUGGCUCAGCUGAGUCCUUCGAUGCUACAUCUUAGAGAUGACGAGGCCUUGGUCAUCAAUUGCCAAAAUUGGCUACGCUAUUUGCCUGUUGAUCCUGAUGAUGACCCACGGAGCGGCGCUGCGCGUUUAAAGCCUUUCCGGAAUGCAUUUCUAGAGAUGAUCAAGGGCCUGAACCCUUGCAUCGUUACUGUGGUUGACGAGGACUUGGAUUUGGAUGUUUCAAGCAGCCUCAUGUCAAGGAUUACUACGGCCUUCAAUUAUCUAUGGAUACCGUUCGAUGCCCUUGAGACUUUGCCCAAGGACAACCCACAGAGAAUGGAAUAUGAGGCUGAUAUUGGUCAUAAGAUUGAGAACAUCCUGUGUUUUGAAGGGUUGCAAAGGAUAGAGAGGUUAGAAUCUGGUGUCAAGUUGUCACAACGUAUGAAGAAUGCGAAUUUUAUCAGUGUGCCGUUCUGUGAAGACACUGUAAAAGAAGUCAAGUUUUUACUAGAUGAACACGCUAGCGGUUGGGGAAUGAAGAGGGAAGGAGAUAUGCUGGUUCUCACAUGGAAGGGCCACAGCUCAGUCUUUGCUUCGGCUUGGGUUCCAAGUGGCCAGAUUUGAGGACUAAAAGUAAAAGGGCUUGAUCAUCUGCAGGAGAGGCUGCACUAAGGGCUGCAGAAUGGACACAAGACCAAAAAAAAACAGAAGAGCAGGAUUAUCACUAGCAAAAGUUUCAUGCUACGUUUUGUUCUCACCUUUAGCUUGUUUACAUGAAAGGAAAAAGAGAGAAAUGUACAUAUUGUCUUUGAGUGAGACAAACCUAUCCAUUCUGUUGUGCCUCUUUGCAGGCUCAUGACUAGUCAUCCAAGGUAAGUAAGUCAGUAAGUGCUUGUUUUUGCGUUUA
This is a messenger RNA of Nelumbo nucifera (sacred lotus), 2221 nucleotides long. The record is from RefSeq and is a predicted model, not a curated record. NCBI's taxonomy places the organism in Eukaryota, Viridiplantae, Streptophyta, Magnoliopsida, Proteales, Nelumbonaceae.